Messenger RNA from Lytechinus pictus (painted urchin), 4318 nucleotides. RefSeq names its product chromobox protein homolog 1-like. Gene Ontology annotation, molecular function: chromatin binding. NCBI's taxonomy places the organism in Eukaryota, Metazoa, Echinodermata, Echinoidea, Temnopleuroida, Toxopneustidae. Bases 11 to 634 code for a protein of 207 amino acids. Gene Ontology annotation, biological process: chromatin organization; negative regulation of transcription by RNA polymerase II. The record is from RefSeq and is a predicted model, not a curated record. Gene Ontology annotation, cellular component: nucleus; pericentric heterochromatin. The transcript has 4 exons.
UCUGUAAUAGAUGGGAAAGAAGCAGAGGAAACCUGAAGAUGGUCCUGAACCAGCAGAUGAUGCUGCAGAUAAACAGAAUGAAGGAGAUAGUGAAGAAGGGGAAGAGGAAGAAGAAGUUUACCAAGUAGAGAAGGUGGUUGACAAGAGAUUUCACAAAGGAAAAGUAGAGUAUCUCCUCAAGUGGAAAGGCUAUGGAGACAAUGAAAAUACUUGGGAACCUGAAGACAAUCUGGAGUGUCCUGAUUUAAUUGAGGCAUAUGAAAAGAAAAUAAAAGAAAAGGAGGCCCAAAAAAGAAAAUCAUCCGUCAAUGGGGCAGCAGGAGAUAUUGCAGCAAAGAAAAAGAGAAAAGAAGAUGAAAAGAAAGACGCAUCAGGUCCUUCAAAAGAAAGCAAGCAGGCUAAGCAAGAUGAGAAGAAGUACAGAGGAUUUGACAGAGGAUUGGAUCCAGAGAGAAUCAUUGGUGCCACAGAAGCCAACAAUGAACUUCUGUUCCUUAUGAAGUGGAAAAACAACAAUGAAGCUGACCUGGUACGAGCAAAGGAAGCCAACCACAAGUGCCCACAGAUUGUCAUCCAGUUUUAUGAAGAGCGUUUGACAUGGCACAGUGAUGAUGAUGAGGUGGACAAGAGAUAAGAGCACAAUCCUAGGGUGGCUCAUUUCUUUAUGUAUACAUCGUUUGUAUGUCCCAUUUUUUGUCAUCGAUGGUUAAGCCUUAGUAGGCAUGCAUUGUGGAUACAGGGAAACCUCAAAGACUUGUGAUUGAUGCAAACCUCUUUAACCUCCCUUGUCAUAUACUCUAUAUAUGAUGUAUUAUUCAUAAUUAUUACCCACUUUGACUUAGGGGAAAAAAACUUGAUUUGAAUUGAAUAUCUUAGACAGAGCAAGAGUUAUCUGGGGGUUUUCAGGCAUGCAACAGAUAAUUAUAAGAAACAGGAACAAUUGGAAAUUAAUUUACUAAUUGUUCAAAACAAUGCAAAUAUGUGGUAUUAAUAAAGACAAAUGUCUAAUUUGCAGUUGUGGGAUUUCUUGUGGUCGGCACAGUAUGUUCACAACCUGGUCUAUGUGUUAGGAUUUCAUUGCCUCGGGCAUUAUUGUUAAUUGGAGAAAACAAAAUUGACCAAUAGCAAAAUGAUAUCUCCUUUAAAUGAUCAUGUACAUUUUUUAAGUUGCUCGUUUUGUAUGUGAUAUUUCUCUUGAAAUACCAUAUUGUUUCAUUAUCUGCUGUUAGCCAGAGUGAUGUCUUGUCCCAUAAUUAUUGAGAAAAUGUUUGUAGGAGACUGUUUUAUUGCUGUGCCUUCCUUUGGCAAAUAUGAAUAUAGAUAAGACUGAUCUUGAGGUUUGCUUGUCAUGGGGGUUUCCCUGUAUUAAUUGUAUAUAUGAAACUCUCUUCUUCGUCUUUUCUUCUCUCUCUAUCUCUUUCUCUCUCACACCAUUUUCUGCAGAAUCUUAAAUGGGAACUCUGCUCUGAUGUCAGGUUGGUUUAGAAUAAGAGAAAUGUUUUGAUGAAAAUUUGCUGAAAAUCUGUCAAAGAAAGGCACAGUUGUGGAUUUUUAGAGAGUGGUGUUAUGGAUAAUUUUGUGAAGUCACAAUUCCUUGAAUUAUAAUAUCACAAUUCCUUGAAUUAUAAUAAAUCAUUUAUUUUAAUGCGUUGCUGUAGGGCCCAUCCUCAAGCAUAAACUGCUUUUCAGAUUGCUUGGUUCAUUAUUCUAUAUAUAUUUGUGAUUGCUAAUGAUUUUUAUUUUUAAUGAUGCCAAAUAAGUUCAGUUUUAUUCAAUUCACCCAUAUUUUGUGUGAUAUGAAUUCUAUAACAUGCAAAUUUUCUCCCUUAUACUGAACAUGAUUUACCUUUGCUUUCAGUAAAUAUCCAGAUGCUUAGUUCCAUGUUAAAAUUCAUAUCCAUAUUCAGCAUAUGAGCCAUUGUAAAAUGACAAUAGAAUUUAUAUUACAUGAUGUAUGGGGAAGCUGCUUGCACAUUAAAUCACAAAAUCAAAUCUAAAAAAACUCUUAAUCGUGAUAUUUUGAUAGAUUUUCAACAAAUGUUCAGUAUUGUGUUUCGCUCAUUUUUCUGCUUUCAUUCAAACCAGCUUGAGGUCUGGGCGGUCUGUCCCUUUAAUUCUGGAUUGUCAUGGUAUAGAAAAUAUAUUACUCUCCUUAUAAAUACAUACAUUGGAGGUAGUCAAGUCUUGAUCUGCAUCAUUGUGCAUGUGUGCUUGAUGCAAGGAUUUUAUGAAUGUAUCCAGUAAUCAUAUACACUAUUGCUUUACACUAUAAAUUAAAGUUCCUUUUCUUGUCCACAUUUGGAGAAAUGAACUGCCUCUGUAUGCUUCCCUCUUCCCAAGUAUCAUUCGUUUAUUUCUUUUUCAUUGUACAGGUUUCUCUUUUCAUUGACGUAUUGUGUUUGUAAUCGUAUUUGCAACUAUUACUGUAUGUUAUUCACUGUAUGAUUUUUCUACACUCUGCAUAGUGUCCGAGUUUCAAUGGAAGAAAGAUUUUUGCCCAAUGCUAUUAUCACUCUAUAGUGUAGUAUGCACUUCAUAUCAAAAUACAAAAGUUGAUAGACCUCAAUACAUUCCAGAAAAGCACUCACCUUUUUUUCAUUUGUAGGGUUGUUAGGUCGCUUUGUUGUAUUUUGUUGAAGCAUCGAUUAUUGCUUUAAAGCUUUUGAAAAGUUGCUGUAUAUAUAUAUCAUGUCCAAGAAAUGCAAGACGGAUUUAGUAUUUCACCCAUGUAUGCCAAACUGAAACGGUUCAAGGUAAAAAGCACCUUCGGCCAGAGGAGAACAUUUUCUGUAGACUUGGUUAAGAUAUGAUCUGUGUAUACGUAGCACAGUGAUUGCUAUGUUUAACUUGAUCUCAUAAAAUUACAUCUCAAUGUUUCACAAGAACAAAAAUAUAUGCAGUGGUGUGUAUCAAUGAUUUCCUUAUAAAUAUUUUCAUUAGUAGACUCCCAGAAUAUCUUGAAAGAUUAUGAUAAUUAAAAUCUAAUGACUUUGUAUUAGGUUGUAUAAAUUUUUUCUAUCAGAUAUUGCGGAAUAAUUAAAGCUAGUUGAAGAUUAAACGUAUCAGUUUGCCAACUUUUUCUAAUCUAGUCAUGAAUUCAAUCCUCAAAGUCUUCUAGACAUGUACUGCAUGUGUAAGUCGACGAUAAGUCUCUAACUACCAAUAGGGUAAAAGUUGUAAAGAACAUUUAUGAAAAGUAGACAUUGUACUCCAUAAGUUUUUCUGGUACAUUGUAUUCUCAUGAUGAAAUGUUGGUCAACUGUUCUUAUCGGAUCAUGCUCAUGUUAAAUGUACUUGCAGCGUUGAUCAUGGACCUUUGCAACAAUUCACAAACAUGGUCAUAUUCUGCUAGAGAUUCUAAUACAACUGAGAUGCAUGUGUUCUUAUGUAGCCAUGUAGACUAAUUUGAAUGUCACAGACAUGAUGCUCAAUGUCAUAUAUUAAAUGUGUUCUACAAAACUAAUUUGAUCUUAAAUAGGUGUAACAAAAUUUGAGAGUAAAAGCUGACAUGCCUAUUUUUAUCGAACCCAUUUAUUGAGAUGAUAAUCAUCUUCUUUACAUGAAGCACCUGUGUGUUGUAUUCCAUUACUGUGAUAAUUUCAUUUUGUGAAAAUUUGAUACAUAGUCAAGAUCAAAACUUGUAAGAAUAUACAUAAUUUAUUAUAGAAUUCAUAUGCUAAUUUUUUUAAAAUAAGAUGUGUUUUCAGUCAGUGUAUGUUGAUGCAAAACUACGAUAUCAUGCAGCAUGACAUUACCUUCCCAGGUCCCAGAUGAGUCCAGCAAAUUCUGAUUUACCUUGUAAUGAUAUUGUUUAAACAUAUUGAUCAACAAACGAUUAUGUCAAAGCUAAGUAGAUGUAACUGAAUAACAUCUUAUAUAAUAGUAUAAUUUGGACAUUUUGUAAACCAUAAAUCAAUAAAAAACAAAGGCCUGUAUUCUGGAAUCAGGUUUAACUUAGACCAUGGUCCAACUCUCUGCUAAAAUUAUGAGAAGCCAAAAGUGUCAAAAUUUAUAUUAAGUUGUAUGUUUCCUAUGUUUACUGUGUUCUUUCCUGAUUCAUCGAUGGUAAAGACAAUCAUCCAUUUAUACUUCCUAGACAAUUAUGAAUGAUUUGAGAGCUAAAUGAGCCUUUAGUGAGUUUUGUAACAAUUUGCUAUCCAUACUUAAACCACAACUUUAAACCUGAGUUUAAGUUAAACCCGACUUCAGAAUACGGGUCAUUGUGUGUUGAUAUCUGUUUCGCUGAAGGUUUUAUUCUUGAUAACUGUUUUACCAUGUGUAGUUUUAGUAAAAUGGAAUAAAGUGAAGUCAUAAAAUA